UGCACUGUGGCGCUAGUUGGAACGCACCAGCCAGCUUGCUUCCCUCCCCGUCCACACCACCACCAUCUUCACCAUCACUACAACAAUUACCAACACCAUCAUCUUCACCUUCACCGCCACCAUCAACACCACCACACCUUACCGCCACCACCACUACCUCAGUCACUGUUAGUACCGAGGUCCUCCCUACCAGCGCUGUCGGGUCAGGUAUGUGGAAGUGUGAGUCGCAGGCCACACGCACACACACACACACACACACACAGACGCACGCACACAUACUCAUACACUCACACGCACACACACACACACCCACACAGAGGACCAGCCGCCGCAUGAAGACCUCCGCAGUCGCAUCGACCCGCCCUUGAGGGACCGAAUUACGUAGGUCAAAACGAGAAACUGGGGCAGUCCUCCUCCCCCUCCUGUUCCUCUUACUGGCUCCUCGUCCUUCUACUGUCGCAGCCUGGGACACUGUUCAUGACCUGGCCUACAGCAUCCUGUCAGUCUGACUGUUCGUGUAGAGACAUGGAAGCACUUUAGUAAAUCUCAGUUAUUGUUUACAACUCUCCAUGGUAGGCUGGGGCGUGGCAAACUAUUGCAGUGAUGUGAACAGUUGUGCAGGAUACAGUCGCCAUAGUUACAUUGAGCAUUAAGUGUGAAGUAGAAGAGUGUAAACGUGAAAAAGACAUUUAACUGCUGAAUAAAUUUGUUCAGUUAGACCAAUUAAUCGUUUCUUUCGGUUAUAAAUUGUACAACUUUGUGUCAAUAUAAAAAGUUCUGCCAAGAAUGAUAAAUUGGUGAUCAUAUGUUGCCAGUCACACGGUCCUUUUAAAUACAUAAUGACUCGUGUGUAUAUCUGAUGACAACAACGCAUACCACUCGACUACCAGUACAUGUAUUGUGAACCAUCAACUAAUGUCAGUGUGAACCAUCAACCAACAUCAGUGUGAACCAUCAACCAACAUCAGUGUGAACCCUCAACCAACAUCAGUGUGAACCAUCAACCAACAUCAGUGUGAACCCUCAACCAACGUCAGGGUGAACCAUCAACCAACAUCAGUGUGAACCAUCAACCAACGUCAGGGUGAACCAUCAACCUGCGUGGUGAGCGAGCGAGGCAGAGAGAGAACCCACCGUCUAUGUCGGUAGUGUCGGGCUGGGGGCGGUGUGAGUGAGGAAAGGAGAGUCGAGGUGGAAGGUGGUGGUGCUGUGUGUGAGAGAGAGAGGGAGGGAGCGACUCAGCUCUUGCAAAGGGGAAGGUGCACACACACACACCGUCUACCAGAGCAACACUACAGUCUCUCAUACUCACAGGACCCAACUCAUCACGCUGUGUCUUUACGGAGUGAUGUGUGGUGGUGGCUUCCAAUCAGCUGUGAAAAGUAUAAUUAUUGAAAAAGGGAACAGAAAUAACACGUAGCUGAGAAUAUACAAUGAGAAGACACUAUUAAUGGAAUAAUUAUUGUGUUACGUGAUAGAAAAAAAAGAUAACGAGAUAUAUUAAUAUUUAUAUCAGUGAUGGAAUAUAACGAUUUAAAAAAGUAAUCGUCUAAUGUUGCGUGUUAGUGAAACAAUAGCCGUAUUGUGACGUCAUUACAAAGUCUAUCAACCACCGUGAGAAGAUGUACCCGUUGGAUAAUGGAUAAAGUCAGCUAUUAAACUUUGACAACAGGUAUAAGAUGUUCGUCAGAAACUUGUUUACAUCCUGCAACCUGAAAGAUGAAUAGCAUACGAGUGUCAUAAUCCUGAACACCAAGAUUAAACACAACAACAUUCUGAGUGUUGUUACAUGGUUCACACACAUACACAUAUCUUAUUAAAAUGCUCAAGUAAUGUGCCAGUUUCUCUAAGUGUUCAAUCAGUGAGUGUUUCUCUUAAUGAAAGGGAGAGAAUAAAUUAACUUUUCCUUUUUUACUGUUGAUGUUCAGAAGAAAAGUGGUUUAAGUGUUGUUAUGGAUGAAACGUGACUAUUUUGACGCAUUUAUGAGACGGCACCAGGACUCUGAUAGAACGCAUCCACCAAGACAUCAAAAUACCCCCAAAGUCUGACACGUCCAAUCAAGACGUCACAACCGCUCUAAUCUGAUACAUCCAAUCCACACCCCACUGAAGUAACGAACGACAAGGACGACUCGGGAGCCUUCUUACCUCGCCCUCCAAGAUGCACCUAUUCCUCAAGACGCUGUACAUGUUGACGGUGAUGGUAAUGACGGGGAUGAUGAUGGUCUUAGUUCUACUGUGUACACCUGACUUCCACACGAGACUCUCCAAUGGCUUCUACCGUCAGAGCGACCUCACCUACAGCCAAUUCGUCAUGCAAAGCCUGGAGAACCCUGGCGUGUAUGUGGCCGAGGUGUCCGUGGAUGUUGAGGACGUCCCCUACCGGCCGCCCCCCGUCAAGCGAGAGGCUGCCUGGGACUACUCCGGCAACAAUACCGGUUUCCUCAAAAUUCACUUAGACUAUGGGCGUCCCCAACAUGAACCGUGGGCGGGCAAGGUGGGGUGUAUGGGCGUGAGGGUGGGGUUCGCAAGACGGAGAACCUUACCUCGGACAGCUCUCGCCUCUUACCCGGGCAGUGGUAAUACCUGGCUCAGGUACCUCAUCCAGAGCUCCUCCGGGUUGUUCACUGGGUCAGUCUACAUCGAUAGGGAACUGGCAUCCAAAGGCUUCUAUGGUGAAAACGAGAUACCUGAGUGUGGCUGUACCAUCGCUGUCAAGACUCAUGGCUACUGUUUGGGAGGCUUACCUGCAGAGAGGGAUCAAAGGACGAAGGAGAUGGACAAGUUCUUCGGUCGUGGUCUCCUGUUACUGAGAAAUCCCUUCGACACUCUCAUCGCCUACCGCAACUACCUGUCAGCGGGUCACCUGGGCGUGGCCGGUCCUGCCGCCUUCAAAGGAGCAGACUGGUCGAGGUUUGUCCAUGGACAGAUGGAGGUAUGGCGAGCCUAUGCCUUAGACUGGAUCACUCUAGGCAGGAGCGUGUUGGUGGUGCACUAUGAAUAUCUCCUGGAGGAUCCUCAGAGGGAGCUCCUACGGAUCCUACAGUUUCUCCGUCUGCGUGUGGAGAAGCAACGCCUCCAAUGUGUUAUGGCCAACUUAGACGGUGCCUUCAGGAGAGUCACCCCCGACAAGAUCUCCUACAGGAUUAGUGACCCGUACACCAAGGAGCUACACGAGGUAGUGGAGGAAGGCAUGAGAGACGUCGAUUUAGCCCUGGUGAAACAUGGGUGGCCAGGCCUCCCCGUCCACCUCUACAGCUACCACUACGAACGGAACACCACUACUACACCUACCAAGGACACCAGAGAUACGAACAGCGUCUUCAAGGGCCCCAUCAACGCCAUAAUUAGUACCAACAAUGUCAUUAUGGGUACCAGCAGCGUCGCCCAGGGCAGUGCCAAUAAUGUUGCAAAGUUCAUCAAAAACGAUAUUGUUAGGGAAACGAAACUCCCUAUCAAGAGUCUCAAUAGUAUCGUUCAGGACAACAGCAUCAUCAUCGAGGAUACGAGGACCACCGUCAAGGCCCCGUUGGACACUAGGAACAAAAAGGGUAAAGUUGGAAGAAACGUUUACCAGAAGAAAAUUGAUAAAAGGUGGAAGGCGAAGGGAAAGAAAGAACGAAAAAUAAACGGAAAUAAGAUUAAAUUUGAGGACCAAAAUGGUGUGAAAGUGCUGAAAUUAUCUCCCUGGAUGAAGUCAAGAUGAGGAAGCGGUAGUGUCUCUCAGAUGGUGUGAUCCAGUCGUGACAGACAUGGGACGAGGGAUUUAGACGUCAACGAUAGUAUGUUGACCUUUGCCUCCGUUUGCUUGAAGGUCUGGUCAGAAGCGGAUGAUUGUGUUAUAACUUGAAUGACAUGAACGAAAGUGAUAAUGUUUUGAGAGUUUAUGUGUCACACCGCUACUAAACCUUUGGAGGAGGAUGAUUUAACAGGAUAGUAUUUCAUUACUUUCAGAAUGAUAGUUUAACUUCUCAAGGAUGGUGUUUAACCCUUCAAGGAUGACGUUUUAACAAAGAAAUGGUUCAACACCUUCAUGAACAUUAUUUGAUUACUCAAAGACGAUGAUGAAGAAGUUACUUGAAGAUGAGAUCAUAUAUCAAUCGUCCUCAAAGGGUUAUUAUUCUUAUUAUUAUUAUUAGUAUUGGUAUUUAAGUAGCUCAUCUAUGAGGGUCUUUUACCUGGGAUGAGAAGAGGAGAAACGACAGCCCCUCGUAACAGACUGGGACGUGAUGUGUUGUGAUCCACGAGUCUUACCCCCGUUUCAAUACAAGUAUCAGUGUCUUGGAUGGAGUUAAAAGAAAAUGAAGAAAAACGACUUUAUCUUUAUAGCUUUAUGUGUUAUGAAGUUAAAGUCUAAAGGCUGUGAGUGUUACGAGUACUGUCAUGUUAAGAACUGUUAUAUUUUUUUUUCCUAUUCACCUCCGUUUGUAUAUAAGUUUUGUCUUUAGAAAUACCUUGAUGCUUUUAGUCUGAGGUGACAGCUUAUACCAGCUUAGAAUGUCACAGUGAUUUAAGAUCUGUGAUUCUUAAUUGAAUUUAUAUCUUGCCUGAUGAGUGUUGAGAGUUUAAUUCUCUUUUGAAUCUCGAUUACGGAAACUCGGUUUAGUAAACCUCUGAUAUAGGUGUGACGUGAAGGUGAUGGCGGCGCUCACUCACUCACUCACACACUCACUCACCACCUGCUCAACACGUCUCCUGAGUUUGUAAGCUUCGCGGUACACGUUUACCUGUAUAGGGUAGUUCGUCAAGCUACUGUAAUAUUGCGCCUGGCUUCCCAAAGGUUCGUACGAUGAAUUUUCCUUAUAACUGACGUAAGAACACCCUUAACUGAGAAACUUCAAUUACAUCACAAAAAAUAUCAUCCAAAAUUGCGUGGUCACUUUGUACUAGUUAGGCGAUAUAAUUAACACAGUCUUUGUGGUUUAUGAUUCCCAGAGGAUCGUAGGAUGACGUUUCCCCUAACUGGAGAUCUUAGAAUAUGUAUAACUAGUUCACUGAAAUUAUGCCUUAAAGUUAGACUCCAAAAUGGCGUCUGAAUUAUGAUGAAACUCUAUCGUCAUUACUUUCGUUCUCUUAAACCCCAAUUAGGCAAAAAAAAAGUCUUCAGAAUGUUUUUGAAUACGCAGUGAAUGUUGACUUUCAUAAUAAUACAUUCAAGUUUCACCUCUGUUUCUGUCAUUACACAUCACCAGUUAUUAUAGACAAGGAACAUACGAACCUUCGACAAUAAUGAGUCAUCGUUUUUUUUUAUAUACAGGAUUCUAUAAUAGCAUUAGGUAAGGCAGGUUCCACCAGGUAUACAAUCAAAAGAGAGUAUAAACAAGACUGGCCAUUACAGCUUGUUGUUGCUUCACGUUAGUACAUAUCACAGUCAAUUCCUCUUGUUGGUUUUAAUUUGUAGGUGUUUCAGCUACCAGGCUUACUGAGCACAGUCCACCAGGUUCAGGUCUUAGUUUUAGGUGCUUCAAUUUGCCAGGGUUAUUAAGCACUGUUUACUAGGUCUUAGUUUUAGUUGCUUCAACUUGCCAUUAAGCACCGUUCAAUAGGUCUUAGUUUUAUGUGCUUCAACAUGCCAUUAAGCACCGUUCAAUAGGUCUUAGUUUUAGGUGCUUCAACAUGCCAUUAAGCACCGUUCAAUAGGUCUUAGUUUUAGGUGCUUCAAUUUGUCAGGGUAAUUAAGCGCCGUUCAUUCGAUCUCAAUUUGUACAAGACACAAAUCUUUUUAAUAAACAUAAUAUGAUAAGGUCCUCUUAACAUACGCUUAAUACAAGCAGCAGGUACAAGUCCUCAGGUGUUUAGUUAAGGCCCCAAAAUUCCCUCGACACUUGUUAACACCUGUCAUCUACUUGUGAAUCAUGAUACCUGAUUUAUUUAUUUAUUUAUUCAAGCAAAACAACACGAAAGAAAACUACAAUAAAACAAAAUCUAAGUGUGAAUAGUUGUUAAACCUACUGUCCUUCCCUUAGUUAAAUGACCCACAAGUAGAUGGUGGUAAAUAUUGCUAAACCUGUCCAGAGAAUUUUGACCAAAACUUUUACACAUCUGACAAGUUUGUUUAUGUUUAUGUUCUGUGGUGGAUGACAUGUUUGUUUUUGUCUCUGGAUUAUCACCAGUAACAGAGGUCGAAUCCUGGACGAACUGGACAUAUCAAAUUCAAUAAUAUAUAUAUAUAUAUAUAUAUAUAUAUAUAUAUAUAUAUAUAUAUAUAUAUAUAUAUAUAUAUAUAUAUAUAUAUAUAUAUAUAUAUAUAUAUAUAUAUAUAUAUAUAUAUAUAUAUAGGUAGUGUUUAAUUCCUUGUACGUUGUUGUUUAUUGAAAUUCAUUAAUUAGCGGAUCCAGACCUGCUACCAAACCUAAUUUAACCUGGUCGGAUUUCAUUUAAUCUAACCAAUCAUAAGUUUAUCCUAACCUAACUUGGGUUAAUUUAACCUAACCUUACUUAACCCCUAAACAUAACUAACUCCUUGCCUAACCUAACUUAACCAAGCCAAACAUCACAUAACUUGAUUUAAUUUAAUCUGACCAAUCAUAAAUUUAUCCUUACCUAUCUUUGGCUAAUUCAGCCUAACCUUACCUAACUCCUAACCUAACUUAACCGAAUCUUAACCCAAACCAACUUAACCUAACAUAGCCCACACCUAACCUUGCUUACCUGUAAUAUAGACUAACAGAGGACCGGGGUUCAUGUGUGUGUGAUGUCAUAGGUCUGGUCUUAGGUCUGGGUCCGGUUUGGUCUGGCCUUUAUAUGUCAAACUGUUUUACUGAAGAAAAAACGUUGUAUACUUAUAUUAAUUAGUACUAAGGUUUGAUAUAGGUAAAACAUAAACAUUCUUAAGGAGGUCAGGUCAGGUCAGAGGUCAGAUAUUAUUAAAACACUAUCUUUGAAGUGUGUGUGUUGAAUCUGAACCGUUGGACUUGACCUCUCAAAUUAAACUCAAUGAGUCUUGUUUAUGGACUUGUAUAAUUUGUCUAGUAUCUAGAUAAGUAUAAUUUAUGUUAAAGAAAGUUGAUAAUAGACGUGUGUAAGUCCCUCUCCUUCCUUCCCUCCUUCAUUCCUUCUUUCCUUCCUUCCUUCUUUCCACCAUCAUCAAAUGUGUUUGUUAUUAGAAGGAGGGUUCGGUUCCUUGGUCUGGCUCCCCGUGUGGUUUACUCUAAAGAGCCGGAUACGUUACGACUUGUGUACAGUGCCAAAGGUUCUAACAUGCACUGAACUAACCUAAUCUAGCUUAACCUAACCUGACCUAACGUAAUCGAAGAUCGUUAGAUUAGAUUAAGUUACGUUAGAUUAGGUUAAGUUACGUUAGAUUAGGUCAAAUUCGAUCCAACUGGUUCGUGUUUGCUAAUAUUAACAUAUAUAUUUCUUAUACACUAGUUAUACAUAUCCGACUCUCUUAUAGAAACAGUCUGAGAGCCGGACUCAGUUGCUGUGGCCACGAACUUAUUGUUAAUACUGAGGCUCAGAGCUCUUGUUACCCAUUAUUGAAUAUUCUAAAUAAACUGUUAUCGAAGAAA
This is a messenger RNA of Homarus americanus (American lobster), 7511 nucleotides long. RefSeq lists its product as uncharacterized. Bases 2162 to 3706 code for a protein of 514 amino acids. Lineage: Eukaryota; Metazoa; Arthropoda; Malacostraca; Decapoda; Nephropidae. The record is from RefSeq and is a predicted model, not a curated record. Gene Ontology annotation, molecular function: sulfotransferase activity. The transcript has 10 exons.